AUGGACUCCACUUUCUCUCUUCGACGCUUGGCCGUCGCCUCGCUCCUUAGCCUGGCCCCUUCGGCCGUGUCUGCCCAGACAGACAAGUCGGCCGCUCUUCAGUCUUGCCUCACCACCGCGGACGUUCGCUCCAUCGUCAGCAGCGAUGCGACAUGGCCUGAUCAGACUCUCAUGUUCCAGAAGCGCCUGACUGCCGCCCCUGCCGCCAUCUCGUUCCCUGAGACCCGCGAUCAGGUUGCUUCUUCCCUCGCCUGUGCCCGGGAGUCCUCGGUCAAGGCCGUCGCCCUGGGGGCUGCUCACUCUUUCACCGGUUUUGGUUAUGGCAACGCUGGCAACCUCGUCAUCAACCUGGCUGCCUUUGACGAGGUCAGCUAUUCCAACUGCUCCGACACGCUCACCUUCGGUGGUGGCACGCACGUCGGCCCCGUUCUGAAGUAUCUCUGGGACAACCAUGGCCGUCACAUCCCCCACGUCCGUGGCGCUCACGUCGGCGUGCCCGGCUCUUCCAUCGGCGGAGGCUUCGGCAGCACCUCGCGCCACUACGGUACCCCCAUGGACAACAUUGUCGGCGUCGAGUACAUGCUGUACAACGGCACCGUCGUCAACGCCACCCACGGGUCUGACCUUCUCUGGGCCGCUCAGGGUGCCGGCGCUUCCUUCGGUGUCAUCCUCUCCAUGACCACCAAGACCUUCAAGCCCGAAUUCGCCGAUGCUACCAGCUUCACCAUCAACCUUGGCAACCUGGGCCUCAGCGACGCGACCAAGGCCCUCGUCAAGGUUCAGGACUACGCCCUUGCCGAGACCACCCCCGAUGAGCUCGCCAUCCGCUGGAACCUGGCCGCUGGCACCUCUGCCCAGGGCUACUUCUACGGCAACCCCGCCGCUUUUGACGCUGUCAUUGCGCCUCUCCUCAAGGAGCUCAGGGCCAUCAACGGCACUCUCGCCUACGCCAAGACUGUCCUCCCCUUCUGGGACAUGGAGGUGUCCGUCGCUGGCGCUGGCAUGAACUCCCCCACCGGUGGUGCCCUCGGCGGUCGCCACUUCUACACCCAGGCCGUCACCACGACCUACGACAACCCCCUGACCGUGCCGCAGAUCACUGCCCUGCUCAAAGUCACGGGCAACAACUUUGCCCGCACCGACAUGCGCCAGGGUGGCUUCCUCGACCUCUGGGGCGGCAUCUCGCGCGACAUCUCUGAUGCCGACACUGCCUACGCUCACGGCGGCAACCUCUGGCUCAUCCGCGUCGACGGCACCUCGCUCAACACCAGCACCCUCCUGCCCGCCGACGCCCUCACCUACAUGAAGGAUAUUCUCCUGCCCUUCGAGGACGCCCUCACCAAGGGCGGCGUGCCCCUGCGCGGCUUCGUCAACUACGCCGACUCUGAGCUCCCCGAGGCCGAGUGGAGCGCCCGCCUCUAUGGCGAGGAGAACUACAACCGCCUCAAGCAGAUCAAGAGGGCUGUUGACCCCGAGAACCUCUUCACCAACCACCGCCAGUCCAUCAGCACUUGA
This is a messenger RNA of Verticillium dahliae VdLs.17, 1515 nucleotides long. RefSeq lists its product as uncharacterized. Bases 1 to 1515 code for a protein of 504 amino acids. The record is from RefSeq and is a predicted model, not a curated record. NCBI's taxonomy places the organism in Eukaryota, Fungi, Ascomycota, Sordariomycetes, Glomerellales, Plectosphaerellaceae. The transcript has a single exon. Gene Ontology annotation, molecular function: oxidoreductase activity; FAD binding.